This is a messenger RNA of Rhipicephalus sanguineus (brown dog tick), 1707 nucleotides long. RefSeq names its product nucleolar and coiled-body phosphoprotein 1-like. Bases 1 to 1707 code for a protein of 568 amino acids. The record is from RefSeq and is a predicted model, not a curated record. The transcript is spliced from 5 exons. Lineage: Eukaryota; Metazoa; Arthropoda; Arachnida; Ixodida; Ixodidae.
AUGGAUCUGUCCCACACACGCAAAAGGAACCGCGACGAUGACAGCAGCGAUGAAGAACAGACGGCGCUGAAGAAGCUGCCACUCCCUCUGUCGAGUCCGGAGAACCAUGACGAGGACAAGGCCAAGAGCAGUGACCUCUCGGCGCAAAGUGCAGGCUCCACGGCCUGCCCACCCACUGCCAGGAGCCUAGAUGGUGCCUCAUCUGCAACCACCGCUUCGACCAGCGAGGCCCACGAGGGUGCCGCUCAGACGGUACCGGCUAGCCUCCUGCCGGUUGAAUCAAGUGGUGCAGCUACAGCGGAGGACAGCAGCACAGACACCACCGCCCCGCGGGCCAAAUCCACCCUGACCGCUACGCAGGACCCUUCUGCGUCCGAUUGCGACGACAUGAAGGACUGUGCUGCCAAGCGGAAAAGCACCAGGGCGGCCCCACCAACUGCGGCGGACUUCCUCAAGACGGCACAAGCGAGAGCCCCAGCUCGAAAGGCUAAAAAAAGGAGUAAGGGCAAGAAGCCCCCAUUCCGGGAUGGCCACAACAGCCGCACUCUGCUCCAGUCGUCAACACGGCAGGCCAACCCGCACAGGCUGAGAAUAUCGCGGCAGCAGCCCCGGAACCGCGACGAUGACAGCAGCGACGAAGAACAGACGGCGCUGAAGAAGCUGCCAGUCCCUCUGUCGAGUCCGGAGAACCAUGACGAGGACAAGGCCAAGAGCAGUGACCUCUCGGCGCAAAGUGGAGGCUCCACGGCCUGCCCACCCACUGCCAGGAGCCUAGAUGGUGCCUCAUCUGCAACCACCGCUUCGACCAGCGAGGCCCACGAGGGUGCCGCUCAGACGGUACCGGCUAGCCUCCUGCCGGUUGAAUCAAGUGGUGCAGCUACAGCGGAGGACAGCAGCACAGACACCACCGCCCCGCGGGCCAAAUCCACCCUGACCGCUACGCAGGACCCUUCUGCGUCCGAUUGCGACGACAUGGAGGAGGACCAUGAGGCUGAAGACUGUGCUGCCAAGCGGAAAAGCACCAGGGCGGCCCCACCAACUGCGGCGGACUUCCUCAAGACGGCACAAGCGAGAGCCCCAGCUCGAAAGGCUAAAAAAAGGAGUAGGGGCAAGAAGGCGACUCGUCAACAGCAGGCACCUGCAACACAAGCUGAGGAAGACUUCAAGGAGGCCUGCAGCAAGGCAGCUAGCCGCCGGGCCAGAAAACUCGCGUCUGCUGCACUGCCUGUGGACUCUGCAGUUGUGGGCACAGUGCUCUUCAAGCCAUCUGCCCCAGGGGGCUCCUUCCAGGGCUCCCUCCGGCUGACCCUGGCCCAGCUCCUGGCACUCACGGAGCUACGGGGGAUAGCAGUGAAGGCCAGGCAGCCCGCAGACCGACUGACCAGCAUCGGGUAUCUCCACGGUGUGGACGGGGAGCCGGACAACGCCAGCCUCCUAAGUGGACUGCAGUCUACGCUGUCGGUGCUGUCAGCUACCAGGGAGGGCAGCACGGUCACACUACGAUUCGCAGGACCGGUCCCUCCACAGCACGUGAAGCUGUUCCUGGUCCGGUUCCCCAUGCGACCAGCAAGACCCCGCCUUCUGCAGUGCCGACAGUGUGGGCGCUUCGGCCACGCCAGAGAGGCCUGCAACUGGCCCGACGGUUUGCAUCAGAUGCGGACGUGCCCACCCGGAGGGGGAGACAUGCCAGCGCCCAAGAUUCAUUAA